Molecule: messenger RNA, 1761 nt
Organism: Babesia sp. Xinjiang
Lineage: Eukaryota; Apicomplexa; Aconoidasida; Piroplasmida; Babesiidae
Exons: 1
Coding region: 1-1761 (586 amino acids)
Source: RefSeq, a predicted model, not a curated record
AUGGAGCAUCUGACAAUCGGUGACGCUGCGGUUGCCUCGCGUAUACGCAGUGCAGCUAAGAAAUACAAGCAAGUAGAUGCGAUCGAUCUUAUAAAAGUAGCUGUAGCAACCGAUUGGAAGCAACUUGAACGCGCUACCAUCCCCAUAGCAAAUUCUACAAAAAAUGUUAGGAAUCCGAAAGGGGAUGUAGCUGCAAGGUUCAAUUCAGCCCUAUGGGCUUAUCUUCCAGCACAGGACACAUGCGCUGACACAAAUUCCAAUGCUGACCUAAAACCCAGCGAAAUGGAAUAUACAACAACAGUUCCUUUAACUAGGAGUCGUAAACGUAUGUGUACAGAGGGUAAACUAAAGGGAUCUGUACCUGUGACCCCUUUGAGAAAAGCUUCCAUAUGUGGUAUGGCCAAGGGUCUAGAAAGACUCUUUGGAAAGGCUAAUGAAAAAAGCCACCUAUUCAGAUUCCAUCAGAAUGCUGAAAAAACACCUUUGAAAGGUACUUUAGACAGUGUUAUGAAAGCCGAAGAUAGCCCAAAUUUCAAUUCACAAUAUACUAUGACAGCACUUGAAGAAUGUGAACGUUUUGAACGACUCUCUUCGUAUGAAGAUUCGGUCAGUAGCGACAUCACCAGUUAUAUGGAUGACCCCAAAACACCUUUAUCUGAUGAUGCACCUGAAGAGGUACCUGCCGCAACUUUGGAAGCUUUACGGCAAAAAUGUGAAGGGUUUUUUGAUCAACAUGGGUUGGUCGUAAAGGUCCGGAAACUACCAGCUGAAGGAAGUAUACGGAAGUCGUUACCAACAUCCGAUGGUGACGAUACCAAAGAUACUCUAUGUUACCCAGCAUACCAUUUUGUAUCACGACAACGGGCGCAUAUGUUAGAACAGAUUAUGCGUGGUCGCACUUUCUUGGACACGAGAUGUAACAGCAGUAGCGAGCUGCGUAAUGCGAAAUCACCAUUUACUCUUGUAGAAGUUCGAGAUUUUAUUUUAAAACUAAUUGAAAGCCUUACUAAUGAUAUGGCUGAUCCUGAUUUUAGCGGGAUCUACAUAUCAGUAAGUACCAAAGCUUUUGUAAGUAACAGUGAGUUCGGCCCUGUUAGACGUACCAAGACCAUAGCAUGGGCAAUGAUCGAAUUGCUCACUAGCAAUGAGCGUUGUUUACGCGGUAUAUGGGUACACCCAACUAUAUCUGCCUCUGGUACUACAGCUCUUUUAAGUGCGCUGCUUCCAUACUCUAUCAUGACCAGUUUCAUGAUAUCACCAGCUAUGGUUGACAAUCUUUACCCUGUCAAGACAUUCUGUGUUUGGCUAAAUGAUUUCGAUAUGUUCCCUCGUCAGACACUUGUAUUGUUAACCAGCUUGGAACGUUUCGGUCUGAUAAAGCAUCAUGACCUUGCUGACAACCUUCCUCAUGCGGCAUGUUGCAGCUCCGAGUGUGUUACCUGCACUUCUAAUUUCAAGUUGAGCCAUGUAGAUACUGGUGUUUCUGAGGAGACAUGUUUCUGUCAUGAAUCUGCAAAUUGGGAUGACCUAGAUCAUGUUAUUGUUAGUUGCACCGAACAACUUAUGGAGAACUCAUUACAACGGUGGAUACGAUUGGUACCGGAUCAAGCUAUGCCCGAGCUUCUGGACGAUAUGGAUCAUAUAGUUAUGCCGGAGUCUGUAUCUUAUACCCCUAUAAAGACCAAAGAGUUACAUUCUGCUAUCUGCGAUGCCGAGUACACGGGACUCUCGCAUACGGAGAUCAGGGUGGGUUUUCUAUAA